CCAAAGUGUCGAACCCAAACACUGGCUGAUUUCCUCAACGCCCUGCAGAAGUAUGGGUCUCCGUCUCAUCUUAAGUGCUGUCUUACUACUCACGUUACUUCACAUGUGCUGCGGAACAAAAGAUUAUCCGAAUCAAGCGCGUCAUGAAGAUCUGUGGAGCCUGGCUAUUUCUCGCCGCGAGGUGGCAGCACACGCACACAAUGACUUGCAUGUCGUCGUGAGAAGAGACACUACUGAUACGGGCCAGCCGGCCGGAGCUGGCUUUCCCCUGAGCGAUGGUCUACCCCCACCGGGCGAGCAACUUCCCCCUUUAAUCACGCCCAACGAGGACCCUGCUACCGCAGCGCCCUCCGUAGUCAUAACACCAAGCCCAACAGCUGGCAAUGGUUCACCAUCGUCAAGGAGUAGGCCUACCUUUGCCUAUCUCGUCCUCUGCUUGGUAUCUUGUCUUUUUCUACGGCAAACUUUGUAGCAGCCUUAAGCCUUAAUUGGAUAGAGGAAUUUUCUCAUCUUUCUAUGUAUAUCCAUAGAUAUCCUACGCACAAAACUUUGCACCUCCUCAUUUCAUAAUUGAUUGGCGUAAUACAUUGUAUUUUUUUUUUGGGGGGGGGUUAAAUUACUUGCUGGUCAUUUCAAUCGGACUACAAGAACAUUAUAUUAAAACGAAAGGUCUUAACGUCUACUUCUUGAUGAAAAGUCAGCGGACCGUAUAAAUUUGAAACGAUGGAUGCUUAUUGGGUUGUUGAAAACUAGGCCCUACUAAUUGAAAAUGUAGUUUUCGCGGGUUCUGGUAUCUGCUCGGUACUUUGGGGAAUUUAGACUUUCAUUGCGCGUGUACUGUAUUUGGUUUUCAUGUGGCGGAUCUGGGGGGGGGGUGUUAGAGGGUCUCAACCCUCUCUUGGCAACCACCCCCUCUCUCAAUCAAAACCUGGAUCCGCCCCUACACAUCUAUUCGCUCGUCCCGCCCCCCGCCCCCCGCCCUGCAAACAGGACGCUAGGAAAAGCUGAUCUCUUUGAGCUCUCAUUGGAUAGAUUUUGCUUGACCUAGGACGUACCACGCAGCACACAAACCACGUAGCGCGCUAGCUGUAUUCAAGGGUGGAUCCAGAAUCCAGAACACAAUCUUUUUUUGGAGGGCCCAACAAAUUUUUGGUCCCCCUAAAAGUGGGUCCCAAAAAAUACGGCGUGGGGUUCGGGGCCCACUCAAGGGCCCCGAUUAUUUUUGGGAUUCAAGGUGCUCUGUGGUGCGAUCUGAGGCAAUUUCUGUCCACUUUAACGAUUUUUUUGGGAGCCAUGG
Messenger RNA from Patiria miniata (bat star), 1297 nucleotides. RefSeq lists its product as uncharacterized. Lineage: Eukaryota; Metazoa; Echinodermata; Asteroidea; Valvatida; Asterinidae. The transcript has 5 exons. The record is from RefSeq and is a predicted model, not a curated record. Bases 53 to 472 code for a protein of 139 amino acids.